This is a messenger RNA of Exophiala spinifera, 1428 nucleotides long. RefSeq lists its product as uncharacterized. The record is from RefSeq and is a predicted model, not a curated record. The coding region runs from base 1 to 1428 and encodes 475 amino acids. The transcript has a single exon. NCBI's taxonomy places the organism in Eukaryota, Fungi, Ascomycota, Eurotiomycetes, Chaetothyriales, Herpotrichiellaceae.
AUGGUUCUGAGGAUCGAGCAUGUCUCUUGGAAGACGCAACGACGUGAAUCAAGCAAACCGAAUGAGGAGUCCAGACUGUCCGUGUCUGCUACGGCCAGAAAGUCUUCCACUGCAAGGUAUCUCCACCUAGUAGUCUCGGAUGGCGAGCUUCAGGUCCAGGCUAUCUUUGUUCCACUAUCGAACGCUCGCAACAGCAUCAGCCUACACAACGGCGGCAUCAUCGUCGUCAGGAAAUUCAGCGUCAGAAAAGCUCCCAGGUCCAAUGGGCAAGGACAUGUGAUCUACUUGAGCGUGGAAGAAUUUGUAUGGAUUGGUAGCAAGAGAGAGGCCACCGACGAGGCUGAACUUGAGUCUGAAGGUGGAUUCAUCCGGGAAGACGUCGACGGAGGGAAUCAGCAUGCCGUAUAUCAUGGCAUAGCAGGCGCGAACAUUUACAGAAAGCCUCCCCCUGUACGACUGGCGGAAGCUUCAUUCAGCAUGGACUCUCCUCGGAAUCGAAAGACAGGUGUUACUACUGGAGAAUCUACAGGAGUUCGCGCUCCUCCUCAAAGGAGACAUGUGCACCAGCAAUCAAAACUACGUGAGACCGACACUGCCCCUGACGAUGAAGAAGAUUCGUUUGAUACAUUGGCUGUAUCACAAUCACAGAUUGAGAAUCGGAGAGAAGCACUCAGACAAAUCAGUCAGCACAAGUCUGCCCAUACCCCGGCGCAUUCGAGUCUCUACUACUACAGCGAAGGAGCCGGUGACAACGAAGACCAUGACGACGAGGAGGAGGAGGACCAGGACGAGGAGGAAGAGCCGAAAGAAGGCCCGUUUCCGCCACCUGCUGAAAAGUAUGUACCCCUAUUUCCAUACGUCAAAAGCGGAAACAGAAAGCCGACGCAGACCAAUACAGUGACCGACCAUAACCCUGCCAUGAUGGAAAGACCUCUCCACAGCUCAGUCUCACUUCCUAUCCAUACACUCGCGUCUCUUCUGGACUCGAAGUCCAAUCUGCCACGCCGCAGCUACGCAUGUUCCGUCCUUGCCGUUAUCAGCUGGGUAUCGCCUUCGCUCAUCUACAAACCAAACACACCGUUCCCACCUAAACGACAUAUCAAAAUCCACGAUCAAACCAUCAGUGAUCGUCAGGCUGGUAUCACCGUGGCUGUGUUUGUGGAUGCAAAGGACUUCAUGCCAGCUAUUGGUACGGUUGCCCUGCUCAGGGGCGUGGUCAUGCAGAAGUUUGGCGAGGAUGUCAUUUUGAACAAGUACACUACACAUCCAAAUCCUCCAGGAACCAUUAUGGAAAAACCCUGCGAUGACAAAGACUGGUUCGUCACCGAUGAAAGGAUAUUGAAUGACCUUGGCUUUGAUUCGACGUCCUUGAAAACCUGGUGGGACGAAAGAGUGAGGAAGCGAGAGAACAGUGCGAGCCUGAAGUGA